AUGUCUCACGACCACUCCCACUGCCACGACGAGCACCACGACCACGGCGGCGACGGCCACGACCACACCGAUGACAUAACGCCAGCCCUGCAAAAUCUUCUCUACGAACAAAUCGACUUCAGCAAACUCGUCACGCUCAACGAAGAUGAAUCCAACAGCGGCCGCGCCAUCUGCCAGAAAACAUGGGCGCAACGCCUCGACCCCGAACCUGAAAUCAAGAGUAGCGCCGACGAACAACUCCUGAUGAUCGUCCCCUUCACGGGCCAAGUGCGCCUGCACUCAAUCCUCAUCCGCACCUCGCCCUCGCCCUCCUGCCCCAAAACGCUAAAAGUCUUCCUCAACGCCGACGCCAUGGACUUCGACACCGCCUCGGACGCCACGCCCACACAAGAACUCUCAAUCUCCCAAACCUCAGAGGUCCAGGAGAUACCCGUCAAGCGGGCGCAUUUCAACACGACGCGCAGCCUGGCGCUGUUCUUUGAGGACAAUUGGAGUGCGGGCGAGGAGGAGGAGACUAGGAUAAGUUAUCUUGCGUUCAAGGGCGAUUUUAUGAAAUUGAACAAGGAACCGGUUAGUGUCAUGUACGAGGCGGCGGCGAACCCAAGUGACCAUAAGAGUAUUGUGGGGAUUGGGGAGGGGGUAGGGAGGAGCAUUCAGUAG
Parastagonospora nodorum SN15 is the source of this 660-nucleotide messenger RNA. RefSeq lists its product as hypothetical. Gene Ontology annotation, cellular component: nucleus. The record is from RefSeq and is a predicted model, not a curated record. The transcript has a single exon. The coding region runs from base 1 to 660 and encodes 219 amino acids. NCBI's taxonomy places the organism in Eukaryota, Fungi, Ascomycota, Dothideomycetes, Pleosporales, Phaeosphaeriaceae.